CAACUGUAUCUCUUUUUUCCCCCUCUUCUCUUCUUCAUCUAUUUUGUUUUGUUUUGUUCUUCAGAUCUCCUUGGGUUUUGUUUUCCUUUCCAUAGACACACACACACACACACACAACCGCCUAAACCUACCCAUUCCUUCUACUCUUCUAAACAGAAACAAUGAUUAAGUCAAGCUGGUUCUACGUCAGAUUCAAGUAUGCUGAAAAGCUUAAUCCGGGCCAAAACAGCUGCCGAGACAGCGACAGUGAAAGUGCAAGCGGAGAAACAAAAGGCUUUCAUCGGAGCAGCUCGAGAGAGAGACUCAGCGACAGCUCCGCCCCUUCCAGCUUGGGAACAGGCUACUUUUGUGACAGCGACAGUGAUCAAGAAGAGAAGGCCUCUGAUGCCAGCUCAGAAAAGUUGUUCAACACAGUCACAAACAAAGAUACAGACUUAGGAGUUGUUACGCUAACGGAAAAUGAAGAUCAAGAGGCCAGGUCUUUGGCACUCCCCAAAAUAUCAGGAUUAGAACGGAGCCAAGAGAAGAGUCAGGACGGUGAAAAAGAGCCAUCGCUUGACCCUGUUGUGCCUCAGGAUCUUUGUCCUCAAGUUUCUCAGCCUUUGGUCCCACCUCGUUUGGAGCCACCAACAGAGGCACGUUCUCCAGAGCCUGCUGCUGUCCACCCUGCCCAUUCCUCCUAUUCGGACGUCCCAGAGAAGCAACCAGCUUUGGAAGAGGCCCAGUUUCCCACCGUUCCUCCUUCCCAAGUACAACAUCCACCGAGACCUUCCUCUCCUGGGCAGCCAGCCCAUCCAAACCGACCACCUUCUCAGCUGCGUCCUCUCUCCCGUAGCCUUGCACAACAGUUGUCGGCUUACAACAGCAGCAGUUUAAGCCUCAACAGCUUGAGCAGCAGCAGAAGCAGCACUCCAGCCAAAAGUCAACCCCCUCCUCCCGCACCGCCUCAUCCCCCCAUAGCUCACCAUCCCUCGGCAUCCCCCUUCCCUCUCUCUUUACCCAAUCACAGCCCUCUCCAUAAUUUCACACCUGCCCUCCAGCCUUCUAAUCACACCCAUCACCCCAAUAUGUUUGCCCCUCCCACGGCAUUGCCUCCUCCUCCUCCUCUGACAUCGGGGACAUUACAAGUUCCAGCUCAUCCCGCUGGCACUGCUUACUCAGAGCAAGAUCUUCUCCGCCAGGAGCUAAACACUCGGUUUCUGGCUUCCCAGAGUGCCGAUCGUGGCGCCUCGCUGGGCCCACCACCCUACUUGAGGACGGAAUUCCACCAACACCAGCACCAACACCAGCACACGCACCAACACACGCACCAGCACACCUUCACGCCUUUUCCUCACGCCAUCCCGCCGACAGCCAUCAUGCCAACGCCAGCACCUCCCAUGGUGCGUAAUCCAGGCAGAAAUUUUGACAAAUACCCUACAAAAGUAGAUCCUUUCUACCGUCACAGUUUAUUCCACUCCUAUCCUCCUGCUGUGUCUGGGAUCCCUCCUAUGAUCCCUCCAACUGGUCCUUUUGGCUCACUGCAAGGAGCGUUUCAACCCAAGACUUCAAAUCCUAUUGAUGUUGCGACAAGACCUGGAGCUCUUCCACAUACUCUCCUUCAGAAGGAUCCCAGGUUGACAGAUCCAUUCAGGCCUAUGUUGAGGAAACCAGGCAAAUGGUGUGCUAUGCAUGUUCAUAUUGCUUGGCAGAUAUACCACCAUCAACAGAAAGUCAAGAAACAGAUGCAAUCAGAUCCCCAUAAAUUGGAUUUUGGUUUGAAACCUGAAUUUCUGAGCAGACCUCCAGGCCCUAGUCUUUUUGGGGCCAUCCAUCAUCCUCAUGACUUAGCCCGACCGGCAACUCUUUUCUCAGCAACCAGUGCCGCCCAUCCAGCCGGUCCUACGUUUGGCCCUCCCCCGCACCACAGCAAUUUUCUCAACCCCGCGGCCCAUUUAGAGACUUUUAAUCGGCCCACGACGUUCACCAGCCUUGCAGCCAUGAGCAGCAAUGCCUUCGGGGGACUUGGCAACCAUGCCGUUACACCCAACGCUAUGUUUGGCCACAAGGAUUGCCCUGGCAUGCAAAGCUAUAGCAACCCUCACGAGCCUUGGAAUCGUCUGCACCGAACGCCUCCUUCGUUUCCAACUCCACCGCCCUGGCUGAAGCCAGGUGAGCAGGAACGCAGCGCGUCCGCUGCAGCUCAUGAACGAGACAGAGAUGUAGAUAAAGGAGACGCUUCUCUUAGUAAAGAUGACAAAGAAAGGGAGACUAUUGAAAAAAGACACUCAAGCCACCCUUCACCAGCACCUAUCCAUUCUGUGAGUUCCCUUGGACACAGCCGCAGCUCAGUUGAACAGAUUAGGAGCCACCUAAACUCAGAAGCUCGUGAAAAAGAGAAGUCCAAAGAGCGAGAGAGGGAUCAUCCAGAAUCACGGAAGGAUAUCAGUGUUGAUGAGCAACACAAGGCAAAGGACAACUACAUUUCAGACAAGGAAAGUGUGACCCACGAUAGCAGAUCGUUGGAGGAAUCUAAACAAGCAUCUCGGGUGCCUUCACCCUACACCAGGACACCUGUUGCAGAAAGCACCAGACCUAACAGCAACUCGAGUCGGGAUGCUGAGAAGAAGAGUGAACCUGCUUAUGAGAACCUGAAAAAAUCGAGUGAGGUCAAAGUGAAAGAGGAGAGGAAGGAAGAUCAUGACAUUUCUCCGGAAACACCACAAACACACCGGCCAUCUGAGCGGCCACCAUCCAUGCCCACGUCUAGUGUCCAUCCAGGCCCUUUAGCGUCCAUGCCCAUGACUGUGGGUGUCACUGGCAUCCACCCCAUGAACACCAUCAGUGGUCUAGAUAGGACUCGCAUGAUGACCCCUUUCAUGGGCAUUAGCCCAAUUCCGGGGGCCGAACGCUUCCCAUAUCCUUCAUUUCACUGGGACCCCAUGAGAGACCCCUUGAGGGAUCCCUACAGAGAUUUAGACAUCCAUCGGAGAGACCCAUUGGGCAGGGAGUUUCUCCUGAGGAACGAUCCACUGCACCGCCUCUCCACCCCAAGGCUCUAUGACACAGAGAGAUCUUUCAGGGACCGAGAGCCACAUGACUAUAAUAAUCACCACCAUCAUCCCCUUUCGGUUGACCCACGCCGUGAGCACGAAAGAGGAGCCCACCUGGACGAGAGAGAGAGGUUGCACAUGCUCAGAGAGGACUAUGAGCACGUACGGCUUCACUCUGUGCACCCCGUGGCCCUGGAUGGUCAUUUGGCUCACCCAAGCCUCCUUACUCCAGGACUUCCUAGUAUGCAUUACCCACGAGUCAGUCCCCCUUCAGGACUUCAGAACGGCAUCCUCAAUAAAGCCCCUCCCACAGCGGCCCUGAGUGCUCCUCCCCCUCUCAUUUCCACCCUAGGACCUCGGCCUGGUUCUCCCCGAAGGACUACACCUUUGACAGCAGAAAUGAGGGACAGGCCGCCCUCUCACACUCUCAAAGACAUCGAAGCGCGAUAAAUAAUGGCCGAAACACCUCCAAGAGAGAGAACAAUUAGACCAACGGAUCUUCUUACUCGAUCAAUGUAGACUUUGGUAAUGACCCAGCUGUAUAAGAUGUACAUACCCAGGUGUACUAAGGUUUUUCUUUUCUUUCUUGAUUUUUUUUUUCCAAAAUAAUAAUAAUAAUAAUAAAUGGUUGGGUUGUAUAUUAUAUGUUGAAAAAAAAAGUUUUCAGAACCUUUUAGACAAAAGUUGGCACAUUUUCUACGUCAAUGCUCUUUCUUUCUUAACUGUUCCCAACAGAACAAGAUGUAAGUCAGUAUUUCAUCUCCCCCUCAAAAUUGUCCCUCUUUCCACCUUUUCUGUCUCUCUCUUUUCAUUCUCUCCAGGUUGAAAUGAAGAAAAGCAGAAUCCCUUUAUUUUAUUAUCAUUUUACCUUCCCCUGUAAGGGAGUUGUUGAAAAUAACGUUAUUUCGUGGGUUAGUGGGUCAUAUAUGCAACAUGGGUAAGACGAAAGCUUUACUUUGUAAGUAUGUACAUAGGGGGGGAAAAAAGAAGAAUAAGUAAAAUAAUGCAUUACUACUUCUUAAACUGUGCUCUUUGCAGACUUUAAUUGUGCGAAAGACCGCAAACCUGCGGUACGUCUAAUGUCAUAAGACAGCUAAACCCCUUCAGCUAUGCAAUUAAUUUUGAGGCUUUUCACAAAAGCCUCUUUAACUCAAAGGCGCCUUGUCAACACACACAACCACACAUAAAGUCAUACUUUCCCUGAACAAACCCAUAUAUCCCUGAUAUCUUUUGGAUGAAGAAAUAAGCCAUCUUCAUCUUCAACAAAUAGAACUUGGAUCUCACCUAUUCUUUGUUUUUCCUAGCUAUUUUCCUACCUUUUGCUAGCUAGUGUUUUGUUGUUUCUUUUUCUUUAUUUAAUUUGAACAAUGUUGUACAAUGUUAGAUUACAGCCAGCUUCUUCAUAGCUGUUCCUGGAUCACUGUGAAUCAAACUUUAAAACUCAGAAGUAGAUCAUUUUUGCUGAAAUCCAUUUAGAGGAGCCAAGCAAACUCUGAAUUUAACUCCCAAGAAUCCAGCCAGAUUUUCUGCCAAAUUACAACUUUGAUUUAAGAACUAUGGAAAUUAUUAAAUAAAUGAGAAAUUGUUGAUUUCAAUGUUAUCAAAUGAUGCUAAUUGUCCUAACUUUGCCUAUUUGGUCAUCCUUGUUUCAUCCAACAUGUAGAGUCAACCAGGGGUCUCCAAACUUGGCAACUUUAAUUCUGGGAGUUGAAGUCCACAAGUCCUAAAGUUGACAGGCUGAGGAAUUCCGGGAGCUCAAGUCCCCAAGUCUUAAAGUUGCCAGGUUUGGAAACCCCUGGUAUAAACGAAGAUUUCUCUUAAGUGACAAAAUGAGUGUCAUGAAACAAAACUGACAUUUAUACAGGCUAUUCUGCCCAGGAGGUCAGAAAAGGCAAGAUGCCAGUCAUGACAUGAUGAAUGCCCGACUUAUUUUUUUUUUAAUUUUGUUUUUUGUGUGCAGUGCCUGUAAAAAUAGGUCAGACUUUGAUCACAGCUGCCAUUUGACUUCCUAACCUCUCUCCCAGAUGCCCUUGCAGUUACAUACUUCUGCCAGAUUUUGAGGUCAGAGUAGUUAAAGCCCAAUAACAAUAUUUGUACAACAUCCUAAAUGUGGUUGAUAUUCACCUCGGUUAAUUUUUUUUAGUUUUGUGCUUUAAGAUGCUAUGAAAAUCAUUUGGUGAGUUUAUAUAUAGUGCAAAGUCAAAAACAAAACUCAAACAAAACCUCCAGGCUCUUGCACCUAAUACUCUAAUUAAGGUUGGGGAAGUAAGGAAGCGUUGCGUAGAGGUUAACGCUGGAGUUUGUAGUCUAAAAUCUGGUGGGCAACUAACUGAUCUCGGGCAUUGCCUUAGCGGUUCUAGCCACCUCCAAAACUUGGCAACCAAAAGGGCACCUAAUGCUUCAAGACUUUUUGCAAAAAUAUCUUCUAUUAUUUUGGCAUUGGUUCGAUCUGAUGGGAAUUGGAGCCCCCAAACAACUGCAGUAAAACCAUGUUGCCUGCGUGAGUUUAGAGCUGGGCCUUAUAACAUUAACCUCCACUUUUCUAAACGCCAUCUGUUGCAAACCUGAUACCUCUGGUGCUAUACGGACUAGCAAUGUGGAACGUGAAUAUAUUUGCCAUUUGGGAAAAAGAAUAACUGAUUUUGGGGUCGGGUACCAAUUUUAUUAACCCUUUUCCCACAUCCAGACUCCAGUUGAAUAUCGGUUAACACGGGCAUAAGCCUUGUUAUAAGGAUGCACUUUUGACUAGGUGCAGAAGUCUGCUGUUAGCUCUUCAGAAACAUUGGUAAGACAGUACAUUUACGUUAAUAUUUUCGCACCAUUCUAUCAUUGUAGGGGUGAGGACUAGAGGGCUAUGGCACAAUGUUGUCUGUAACUCCCUCUGGGAACACACAGGAGCCCCGUGAAUAUUCCAGAAAUGAGAAAAGGCUUAAAUUCCAUGAGAUCAGACAGUCUAGGAAAUGUCAGUGAUUUCAUUUGAGAUUUCAUGCAUUUUCAGGUGAGAAGACUGGAGCCUUAGAAGAUGUGUGUAUAUGUAAGAAUCCUAAAAUUGCUUGAAAUUGGUACUCCAAUAAGAUUUUGGCCAUUUAAAAAAAGAAUACUCUGCUUGAUUUUAGAGGUGUGCAUGCCAUUAUAGGUAGUCCUCAACUUACAACUGUUUGUUUAGUAACCAUUCAAAGUUACAGCGGCACUGAGAAAAGUGACUUACGACCAUUUUUCACACUUACGACCAUUGCAGCAUCUUCAUAGUCCUAUGAUCAACAUUCAGAUGCUUAGCAACUGGUUCCUAUGUAAUGACGGUUGCGGUGUCCCCUUUUGCAACCUUCUGACAAGCAAAGCCAGAUUCGCUUAACGACCGUGUUGCUACCUUACCAACUGCAGUGAUUCAUUUAACAACUGUGUCAAGAAAGGUUGUAAAGUGGGGAAAAACUCACUUAACCGUCUUGCUUAGCAACAGAAAUGUUGGCCUCAAUUUGUGGUUGUAAGUCGAGGAUUAUCUGGACUCAAAAAUACGUAAGGAUGUUUGCAACCGAAAAAGGUUGCCAUUCAUCAUGAAUUGUUUGACAUUGAUUUCUGUAAUUAUUUUAGCAUCAAUCAAAGGCAAAAGGAAAUCACAAGUGUCCAUUUUUUUCCUCUUAACUAGAAAUUGUUUUCAUAUGUUCAAUAAUUCUGUUUUCCUAAGUGUCUUGAUUUUAAAUGCUGAGUUCUGUUUUGAAAUACUUUGGAGAGAAUAUGACUUUUAUCAGAAAGCGUACAAUACCUUGCCUCCUAAUAAUCUGUAAAAAUAUGUGUAUGGGAUUAAAAGAAAAUAGUUCCUUUGGUCUUCUAGUGUUAAAGUGAUAUCUCAAAUUGUUUCUCCUGUUUUGACAAAAAGAAGAAAAAAAGUCUAUUACAGACCGCUGUUUCUAAUGAUCAAAAAUCUAUUUUAGUAGUCAACUAAAAAGUUUUAGUUGUGAACUUCAGAUUUUGUGAACUCCAGAUGUUGUGCAGUGUUUUUUUUAAGAACAAGACAAAACAAAAAAAGAGAGAGAGAAAGAGAGAGAGAGAGAGAGAAUCCUGAAAAAUAUGUACACUGGCACUGUAGUGAUAGCUUUCAGUAUUGUAUAAAAAUAUUGUUAUAUACAAAUCUUUUUUUGCUGUUUCUCCUGUAUGUAAUAAAGUCCUUUCUAAAUCUUAUGUGAAAAAAAAAAAAUCAACAA
Messenger RNA from Ahaetulla prasina, 7231 nucleotides. It is a transcript of the gene AUTS2, whose product is annotated as activator of transcription and developmental regulator AUTS2. The transcript is spliced from 18 exons. The record is from RefSeq and is a predicted model, not a curated record. The coding region runs from base 162 to 3482 and encodes 1106 amino acids. NCBI's taxonomy places the organism in Eukaryota, Metazoa, Chordata, Lepidosauria, Squamata, Colubridae.